AUGGGUGAUGCUGCGAAUGGACAGAAAUUAUUCGUCAAGAUGUGUGCGACUUGUCAUACUGUUGAUGCAGGCGGUAAACAUAAGGUUGGACCCAAUUUAUUUGGGGUUAUCGGAAGAGUUGCUGGAACCACCGCUGGUUUUAGUUAUUCCGACGCAAUGAAGAAAAAAGGAGUGACUUGGAACGAAUCAACUCUCAGUGAAUACCUCGAGCAGCCGAAGAAAUCAGUCCCAGGGACGAAAAUGGUCUUCGCUGGGUUGAAGAAGGCGAACGACCGGAGUGACAUGAUUGCCUAUUUAAAAACAUUAAAAUAGAGAUGAGUUACAUUACCUGAAUGUCCUGAUGAAUCCCCAAGACACAGAGGGUGAAACUGGAGCCAGCAGCUGUGGUGUCGUGACCCUGAGGACGAACUAACAUUAGAAAAAAAUAUGAAAUUCUUAAUUAGGCAACAAAGUAGUUUUAAUGUUAAGUAACCUCGAACAUGAUGGUGUCAACCUCCUCUCGAACCUCAUCUUCAGUCAUGUUGGCUCCAUUCCUCGAGAGUUCUAGCAUGAGGUCCAAGAAGGCCAAGCGUCUCUU
Molecule: messenger RNA, 577 nt
Organism: Diachasma alloeum
Lineage: Eukaryota; Metazoa; Arthropoda; Insecta; Hymenoptera; Braconidae
Product: cytochrome c-2-like
Exons: 2
Coding region: 1-312 (103 amino acids)
Molecular function (GO): electron transfer activity; heme binding
Source: RefSeq, a predicted model, not a curated record